ACUUCCUCCACUGAGUGUCGCUGUCUGCUGGUGUCGCUGUCACCUCUCCUAGUGCCAUACUGCCAACAUAACGGGAUGCUAACCAGCGCGACAUGAUUGUCAGCCAUAUCAACAUUAGUAUUAUUUCCACCGUCACGAAUCGCUCACAACCGUGUGAGAUGCCCUACAGCUAGCUUCCCGGGAGCCCGCACGUUCCGGUGGCGUCGCCUGCUUUGAACAACCUCUCAGCUCGGUUUUGGGAGCGAAGGAGGAAAUGAGCCAGCCGAGCGUCCGCCGCUGGACGCCCAAACACGUGGCCAAGUGGCUGAAGGAGGAGGGCUUCUGCGACUACGUGGACCUGCUGUGCUACAAGCACCGCCUGGACGGCACCAGCCUGCUGGCCCUCAGCGAGUACGACCUGCGCUCGCCGCCCCUGGAGCUCAAGGUGCUGGGCGACAUCAAGCGCCUCAUGGUAUCCAUCCGCAAGCUCCAGAAGCAGAACCUGGACCUGCUGGAUGAGCUGGGCCUCCCUUUCGACGGACACUCCCCGACCGGCGCCGGCGGCAACGUGGACUGGUUGUGCAACGGCGAGCCCGGGAGGGACUGCGACAGCACGGACACGGCGCCCGUGGGCGAGGAGUACCAGCAGUACACCAACGGGAAGUACAAGCAGCAAGCGCGCAGGCUGGAUCCCGAGUACUGGAAGACAGUGCUCAGCUCGGUCUAUGUGGUCUUUGUGUUUGGAUUCACCUCCUUCGUCAUGGUCAUCGUGCACGAGAGGGUCCCUGACAUGCGCACGUACCCGCCCUUGCCGGAUAUCUUCCUGGACAGCGUGCCUCGAAUCCCGUGGGCCUUCGCCAUGGCUGAAACGUGUGGCGUGAUCCUGUGUAACAUCUGGCUGCUGGUUCUCCUGCUACACAAACACAGGUCCAUUCUUCUACGGCGCUUGUGCAGCCUGAUGGGCACCGUGUUUAUGCUGCGCUGCAUCACCAUGUUCGUCACCUCCCUGUCUGUGCCGGGACAACACCUGCAGUGUUCCGGAAAGAUUUACGGAGAUAUGUGGGCCAAGCUGCAGCGGGCCGUCGCCAUCUGGAGCGGCUUCGGGAUGACUCUGACGGGCGUGCACACGUGCGGCGACUACAUGUUCAGCGGCCACACCGUCGUCCUCACCAUGCUCAACUUCUUUGUCACAGAGUAUACACCGCGGAGCUGGAACUUCAUCCACACUCUCUCUUGGGUGCUCAACCUGUUUGGCAUCUUCUUCAUCCUGGCGGCGCACGAGCACUACUCCAUCGACGUCUUCAUCGCCUUCUACAUCACCACCAGACUCUUCCUGUACUACCACACGCUGGCCAACACGCGCGCCUACCAGCAGAGUCGCCGAGCGCGCAUCUGGUUUCCCAUGUUCUCCUUCUUCGAGUGCAACGUCAACGGGCCCGUGCCUAACGAGUACUGCUGGCCUUUCUCCCGGCCCGCCGUCAUGAGGAUGCUGAUUGGGUAGCAGAGUGAUCGCUUCAAGACUAACAUGAGCCUAUCAGCAGCAAGGCUUGACGGGGAACCUCCCCUGUCGGUAUAAGACACUAAUAUUUUAAAGCGCCAUUAUCGCCUUUUACCUAACAGGAGUUGUAGGAAGUAUGAAAUCUGCCAAAAACAAAUACUAAAAUGUUCUCCCUUUGUCUUAAAUAUGAUUCCAUUUGCCAAUUGUGUAUAAAAAUGUGCAUUUUUCUCCAUGUUUGAUGACAGAAUGACUUUUCUACCAACAAAGGGACUUUUUUGUGGCAUUAAGAUAGGACAUUAUUCUGUUGUAAAUUAUUUAAAAGCACUCUGUAUUUCUUGGUGUUAUUUAUUUCAUGUUUGUACAUGUCAAGGUAUUUUUGUACUUGCAGCAGCAACAUGCACACUUAAGAUAUGUUUACAGUUGCUCGAAGUGACACUAUGUGCUUUUUCUUUUGUGAGUGUAAGUGCAACGAUUGGUUUGUUGGCCUCAGAGUGAAAGUCGCCUCCCUUAUUGGUGGUAAAAAAAAAAACAUGUAAAACUAAUAAGAACCAGUAUGCUCCUGCAGAGCCAUUAAGAGCCAUUUCCAUCAUUCAAUAAUUAAACUGAGU
This is a messenger RNA of Nerophis lumbriciformis (worm pipefish), 2085 nucleotides long. Its product is annotated as sphingomyelin synthase-related protein 1-like. Gene Ontology annotation, biological process: ceramide biosynthetic process. Gene Ontology annotation, molecular function: ceramide cholinephosphotransferase activity; sphingomyelin synthase activity; protein binding. The record is from RefSeq and is a predicted model, not a curated record. Gene Ontology annotation, cellular component: plasma membrane; endoplasmic reticulum membrane; Golgi membrane. NCBI's taxonomy places the organism in Eukaryota, Metazoa, Chordata, Actinopteri, Syngnathiformes, Syngnathidae.